AUGGCUCUGGCCGCCUGGAGAAGCAAGAACAGCACGACGACAGAGGCCGCCGUCCAGAGCCGGUACUUCGUCCUCGCCGGUGCCGUCGAAGGCAGGAGGACACCGAAGGGGUACGUUCCGAUAGUGCUGGUCGGCGACGAGGGAUGCGCGGAGGAGAGGGUCCUGGUGCACGUCGCCAUGCUCAAGGAGCCGUGCAUGGAGGGGCUGCUGGAGAUGGCAGCGCAGCAAUUCGGGUACGGCCAGCAGGGCGUUCUUAGGAUCCCCUGCGACGCGCGGCAGUUCCACCAGAUGAUGGUUAGCGUCCACGGCAAAUCCAGAUCAUAAACUUUGAUCUGCAUAGCUGCAUCUAUCAGACGGUUCUUUCU
Molecule: messenger RNA, 365 nt
Organism: Lolium perenne
Lineage: Eukaryota; Viridiplantae; Streptophyta; Magnoliopsida; Poales; Poaceae
Source: RefSeq, a predicted model, not a curated record